Molecule: messenger RNA, 2193 nt
Organism: Mucor velutinosus
Lineage: Eukaryota; Fungi; Mucoromycota; Mucoromycetes; Mucorales; Mucoraceae
Exons: 4
Coding region: 1-2193 (730 amino acids)
Biological process (GO): negative regulation of transcription by RNA polymerase II
Cellular component (GO): histone deacetylase complex
Molecular function (GO): histone deacetylase activity; transcription factor binding
Source: RefSeq, a predicted model, not a curated record
AUGAAAAGAGCGAGCGAAAAAGAAGGAAAUUCCAUCCACAAGAAAACCAAGAGCGAUACCGGUUCAUACAGCGUAAUGAAAUAUUCCCAAAAGACCCCUCGCGGUUCAUCUGCAAGCAAUCCCAAGCCUAAUGGAGCAGUAGCAUCUCCAACAGCAUCUCCAGCAUCAGCAGCUUCUAGUAGCGCUCCAGUCGAGACCAUCGUCUUGUCGUCCGACGAGGAAACGGAUGAUUCUGCACGCACAUUCAAGUACAAGCCAAAAUCACUCAAAACAUCAUCCGUCAGUGCAUCUCCCUCAAGCCAGGAUUUAAGGAAUAUGGGAUUCACUGUUUCAAAGCCGACGCCAUCUCCAUCCAAGCAAUCCACCUCAAAGAAGGCAUCUCAAGGCCUAGGCGCCAUACCAGUCCAAUCACCUUCCAAUUCGCCUAGCGGCUCAGAGACGAAAUCAAACAAGCCUGACAGACAACUGAACGCCACGCUCACAUCCAAAAUAUCGUUCGCUAAAAAGAAGGAGAAGAGCGUAGACCAACCCUUGAGCGACAAGAAUAACGAUAUAGAUAUUAUGUCAAAUGAACCACAAUCUAACAUCAGCAUGGGAUUGAGCGAUGAAGACAAGGAAGAAAUUGAUGAAUUGGAGUCUGAUUCCGAUGUCGAGGUAGAUGCUCAAGCCCAGCAGCAGCAGCAGCAGCUCAGGCACGGCAAGAUACUGCCCAUCACUACCUUACAGACGCAACCAUCACAUAGCUUAUCCUUCCCUGAAACAUCCACACUCAAUGAGAUCCUUAAGCGCAUGGACAAAACCGCUUCUUCUUCCAGAUCACCUGAGUCCACCUCUAGCAGCCAACAAAAUGACACUCUCGCGAGAACUGUAGCAGCCAUGAGAAGACUUCCUGCGCGAGAGAGCCGAAGCAAAGUAACCACUUACAGCGAUAUAGCUAAUUCACUUGAUCCCAGUCAAUUUGCAGUGGAUUAUUUAUCAUCAGCAGACGAUGAAAGCGAGGUUGAUUUGAGCAGCUAUCCCUACACAUUUGCGCGCCAUCGCGACAACCAGACAGCCACCGUGGUCAAACACAACACACUAGCCAAUUUAGCUCGUCCACGCAGAUUACUGAAAACAGGCUUUGUGUACGAUACGGCCAUGUCCUAUCAUGCGACACCUGAUGACACUGAAAUUCAUCCCGAGGAUCCUCGCCGUAUUUUCAAAAUCUUCAACAUCAUGGAGCGACAUGGAUUGUUGACAGAAUGCAAACGUAUCAAAAGCAGACGCGCUACCAAGGACGAAAUUCUGCUUGUACAUAACAUUACACAUUACAGAACAUUGAGAAAUACGUCAGAUUUGAAAACGAGAGCCGAAUACAUGAACAUGGAGAAGGAUUACGAUUCAAUAUACUUGAACUCCAAUUCAUUCGAAAGCGGUCUGUACGCUGUGGGGAGUCUGUGCAAUCUGGUGGAGGCUGUUGCUCGAAACGAAAUCAAAAAUGCGUUUGCCAUCAUUCGACCUCCUGGCCAUCACGCUGAAUCAGAUGUGCCAAUGGGCUUCUGUCUGUUUAACAAUGUUGCUAUUGCUACACGAUACUGUAUGAAAAAGUUGAAUGUCAAGAAAACGCUCAUCAUCGAUUGGGAUAUUCAUUUCGGUAAUGGCACACAGAGCAUCUUUUCUGAUGAUCCCAAUGUAUUGUAUAUCUCGUUGCAUCGAUACGAAGACGGCUCGUUCUACCCUAGUGAUUUAAAAGGAUGCGCCUCCUACACUGGACAUAACAAGGGCGUCGGAAAGACCGUGAAUAUACCUUGGCCCUGUGCAGGCAUGACCGACGCAGAUUAUAUUUACGCAUUCCGUGAGAUUGUCAUACCCAUUGCCAUGGAGUUCGAUCCUGACAUUGUCAUUGUGUCUGCUGGAUUCGAUGCAGCCAUCAACGAUCCCAUCGGUAAAUGCAAAGUGACACCAGCAGGUUAUGGACAAAUGACACAUUUGCUGAAAAGUGUGGCCAACGGCAAACUGGCUAUUGCGUUAGAAGGAGGCUAUGAUUUAAAUUCAAUUGCUAUUUCAGCGCUUGCUUGCAUGAAUGUGUUACUGGGAGAAGCACCCGAGCCUAUUCGACCCGACUUGUUUCCUCAAAAAGCAUGCAUACAAACAGUCGAAACCGUAAAACAAUAUCAACGACAUCACUGGAAAUGUAUCUCGGAGCAGUUUUAG